Molecule: messenger RNA, 5401 nt
Organism: Hyalella azteca
Lineage: Eukaryota; Metazoa; Arthropoda; Malacostraca; Amphipoda; Hyalellidae
Product: flocculation protein FLO11-like
Exons: 8
Coding region: 1-4347 (1448 amino acids)
Biological process (GO): positive regulation of kinase activity; multicellular organism development; protein phosphorylation
Cellular component (GO): signaling receptor complex
Molecular function (GO): transmembrane receptor protein tyrosine kinase activity; ATP binding
Source: RefSeq, a predicted model, not a curated record
AUGGAGCGCGUCAAGCCUGGAGGUCGACUGUCAUCCAGAUAUGUUUUUUUUAACUUGGUUCAUUUUUAUUUUAUAGGUUGCUGGUCGGCUGGUGGGAGAGCUGCCCGGUCCCCAGGUGUGACGACUCCCCACUUCGUCACAUCAAACAAAUUGGGGGAGAAAUUCCAGUCCCCGAAGCCGGCCCACCCACCGGACUACGACUCCCUAAUUGCCAAGGUCAGCGGGGAUUUCGGCAUCAAAUCUGCCAUCGUGAGGGCAGCAAAGCAGGAUCCCGAAUACAAGGGAGUCGAAACAUUGGUCGUGCCCCUGUACAUUCCUAAGGGCGCUGUGCCCAUCAGACUUGCCAGGAUACCCAGGAGUGGGGGUGACAAUGCAAAACCUCAGCCCAGUGAUCCGAUAGGAGCGUUCAAUCGGAGAACGCGACUAUCGUCCAUAACUAGCAAAAGACAAGGAGGACCUCGCAGAGGUUCUCACCCCACCCCACCUCCUAGUUACUUGCGAGGUUGGGGCCGUCGUAUCCUGCCUAAAGCCGAUGCGAGAAUUGGCCUGCAGGGGGACUCUGAAGUCAGCGAGUCCCAGACAUUGGACUUGCCUGAAUUGAUCAGAUCCAAAAAGAAUCAGAACAGUCGUAUUGUGCACUUCGUCAAAACGACAGCCGCAGAUGACCUCUCGAGCAGCACCGAGUCGACCCUAAGAACGAGUAGACCGUCCACUACAACGGAGGUCGUGCAAAUAUUACAAUUAAGAAGAGGUUCAACCACGAAGCCUGUCCUUCCAUCGGAUGAUAUUUCUCCAAGUUCUGGUAUCAAUGGCGUGGAGAAUACAUCGCAUUCACCGACCACAGACUUAUUUUUUUCUAAUACGUCCGUACGUAUUCCAAUAUUUAAUUUAAAAUCGAUCGCAAGUUCCUCCAGUUUUAGAACAUCUGUGAUCAAUCAUCAAGAAAACAAUUCAUCGUCCGCCGAGAAGACGACCGAUCAAUCUGAUGUUAAACCUCAGCGACGGCCUCUUCCUUUGCCAAAACCUAUGAAGGAAAUUUUGCGAACCUCUUCGUCCGAAUCAUCGCCAGCCAGUCCUGCUGGCGAGGUCGACAAAAAUACGAAUACUUCAACGAACAGAAACAUUUCUGAAUCGUUGCUUGGCUGGCAAGCUGUCUCUACCAAUGAACAAUCAACAGAAGGUAGAGGCGAAACUCAAAAUAAAGACAAUGAGAAAACGCUUUCUAACGCUUCUAAGCGCCGUUUACCAUUCCCCCUUCGAAGCCCAAUUUCGAAUCGUUCAAAUCCUUUAAACGAAGAGAAGAAUGAGAAAAGCAGAAGCUCGGAAAUUUUUUCUAAUUUUAGGCUACCAAUUAACGAGACGAAAUCGUCGCAGAAUGUAAGUAGUACUGUUGAAAUGAUCCCAAGUUUAAACUCCUCUAUUUUAAAUUCAUCCGGCGAGUUGAACUUGAAAAGCAGUUUUGAAAUAAAUACUGCGACAUUAGACGGAAGUCAAUCUUCGUCAGUGCCCAUACCUGUACGAAGACGACGACCUUUAAGAACUAAAAUCCUAUUGCCAGAUACCGAAAAUCCACCGGGAUUUCCUUCUUUAUCUUCCAUUUCGACUACCAAAGCCUCGACUCUUCCUUUAACUCGAAGACCCAACAGUUAUUUCCAGUCAAACGCUUCCAAUAAUACAAUCGAAAUAAUAAGUUCCACAACAUAUCCACCAGCUUCUAACAUUCCUGGAAAUUCAUCUGCUCCGGUCGACGGAACUUCGAAAGCUGAGAAAGUCGACACCAACGCUAGCGUUCAAUCGUCUGGUGUACGCAGAAUUCAUGACUUUUUCCGCAUGUCUCUUGGACGGAACAAACAAGAUAAUAUUAAUGUAACGAGUUCAACAGAAACACCUUACAGGUAUAAUCCUUCUAAAUUCCACUUGAGAACUACGUCUCGGCAACCCGGUAUUGCAUCCACGCUCGGGUGGCCACGACACAAUGGAACCGAUACAUCAAUUAUUUCGCCUCCCCGGGCUUCUGCACUCACCACUCCGACUCCGUCUUUCAAAACUCCAGCAGAUAUUGUCUUGGCUGGCUUUUCUGAUGUCAUGAGGGCUUCCAGCAGUGUCAGUAAAGACAGGUUCCGAGAGAUCACUUCUAACCUCGACAAACUCAACAAGCAAUUGGCAGAACAGGGAAUUUUGAUCAUCCAUGCGGAAGUCGAAGGUAAGAUAAUUAAGUUGAGGAACCUUACCAGGAGCCGUAAUGGAACCUCAAUUGAAACGUAUGCUCGGCCCACUAUUUUAGACAGUUCAGACGAUUACAAAGAAACUGAGCGUGAAAGUCAGCAAGAUCAGUCACUUGCAGACGCAGGCGACUUGUCCACUACGACAUUCAUGCCGUCCGAUAAAUUAGAAUAUGAACUCGCAUUGAAAGAUGGUAAUGAAGUGGAAAAAAAUAAUCGUCACUCCUUAUCUUCUUAUUAUAACAUCAAUCUACGAGUCCCCAAUGAUUCGUUGAAUGAAGUUUCUACGACAAAGCAAAAUAAGAAUCAAGGAGACACGACGAAAAAACCUGAAUUGCAGUCGGAGGAAGCAAGGAUUGGGACGGAAAAGCCAGAGAAAUUUUCUUCGGAAACAGAGUAUUUCAAAGCGACGGACUUGCGAAGCAUUUCUGUCGAGGUAACGUCUACUGCACUUCCUCCAACGGAGCUAAUUGACAUGAACGCCGAUCUACUGGUUCCCUCAUCUUCCCCUCCUACCCCAUCUUUGAGCUCUCGAAUCCAGCAAUCGAGUUCGCAGCCGACAACCAGGAUCCCGCGCAUUGACAAUGUAGUAACUGAAGACGAGCCCAGCGAAGAGAAUAUAAAAAGCGGUGAAGAGCAGAACUUGCUCAGUGCACUUCUGAAGCCGAGAAUAAGCAAUCAAACUCCCCCGAGUAUCGAUGGGUUGUCUGAAAGCAAAGAAUCGCUUUCAGGAGACGAAGAAAUCGAAGAUAAAGUGAACCACAAACAAGUUAUGUUGAUAGAAGAGCUCCUCUUUGACGAAGUCAAGACCGAAAAUACCGCAGGAAGUACCUCCGUGUACACCGAAGACUCUGGCGGCACCAGUGAAGGUGCUGCUGGAAGUUCCUCCGUGUACCUCGUAGGCAUGGUGGGUAUAUUCCCGCUGGCGCUGGUGGCGGCGUACGUGGUUCGGCGGUUCCUCAGAGGCGACGCGCAUAAGAAGGCUUUGCCGGAGUCCGAAGAGCGGCCGGACGGCUUCACGCCGCCCACACACCACGUGCCGCGCUCUCAUUCCAUGCUGCCCCCUCUGCCCGAGCUGAAGCUGACCAGUCCUUUAUCCUCAUCGACCCUCACCCUCCCCAUGGGGAGCGACGUCGCCUCCAGCCACGGACUCCCCAACACACAGCCUUCCCCAACCCCGUGGGAGUUUAACCGAUCCCAGCUCAAGAUGGUGUCCAUCUUAGGGGAAGGAAACUUUGGAGUGGUGUGGAAGGCAGAGGCCCGUGGGUUCUGCGACUACGCUGCAGGAGGCGUCCUGGUGGCAGUCAAGCGCGUCAAGGAAGGAGCGGGGGCGAAGGAGAAGCAGGAUCUCCUCAGGGAGCUGAGCGUCAUGCAGCUCCUCGGCCCCCAUCCCAACGUCGUGUCCCUGCUCGGCUGCUGCACCCAGAACGAGCCGCACUUGGUGAUCAUGGAAUACGUGAUGUUCGGCAAGCUGCUGACGUUCCUACGCGACCACCGCACGCGUCACAAUUACUUCAACUUCUCGUCAGACACGGCGGCUCUCACGUCACGCGACCUUACGCGCUUUGCUUGCCAGGUCGCCACAGGCUGCGACUACUUACAGUCUAGAGGGGUUAUCCACCGGGACUUGGCGGCUCGCAAUAUCCUGGUGGAUCACAACAAAGUCUGCAAGAUCGCUGACUUCGGCAUGGCGCGGUGCAUCCAGGAUAUUGGCUCCGACAUCUACGAGCAGAAGAGCAAGGGGGCGCUACCAAUCCGCUGGAUGGCCCCUGAGAGUCUCUACAUGAACAUAUUCACUCACAAGAGCGACGUGUGGAGCUUCGGCAUCUUGUGUUGGGAGAUCGUCACCUUGGGAGCGACUCCAUACCCCGGGUUGACAGCCAGAGAAGUGAUGAGGCAGGUCACAGAAGGCUACAGACUGGAGCGCCCCGACCACUGCAAGCCAGAGCUGUACCGCCUACUGGCAACCUGCUGGCAACAAGAUCUCAACAAGCGACCAACCUUCCAUCACCUCAAGAUCGAGCUGAGCACAUUGUUGGAACACCAAACAGGAUACAUCGACCUCGAGAACUUCCCCGAGGACGACUAUUUCUCCAUGCAACACAACAACGACGAGAAGCUCUGAUCGAAUCGAGAGGGCUGUAAGUAAACGAACGAAGAGCGUAAACUGCGUAAUUUUCGAGUGCGUAAUCGGAUCGACACAAGUCAAAAUAUCAGCCGUCUGAAGAAUACUUUUUACCGCCAAACGAACAGACAAAUAUCAUUUUAUCGUAAUUUUAAAAAUGGACUUUUUUCCGUCCGCAAAGAAAUCAAAUAUUAUUUUCUCAGACGAACAUACGUCGUAUUUUGGAAUAAGUAAAACCUGUAUUUUUUCAUUUUCUUAAGCAAGCGAGAUAAUAUUGUAUCAUUAUAGCUCAGAUAAAAUAUCAGUCUUCAAAUUAUCUGGCAGGACACCAGCGGAUCAACGUUAGUAUUAAGCAAUACGCCACAGUUUACGAACAUAUUAAAUGAAGUGAGACCAGCGCGCUACUGCGCUAGGUGACGAGUGUGGCGAGUUAUGUUGUGUACAACGAACAUCUCGAUGCGAAACGAAUCAUUUUAGUCAUACUUUUAUGUUUAUUAUUAAACUCAGUAAUUAAUUUGAGUUAUUUUUAUAGUUGAUGUUGAAACCGAAUGGUUUUGUCGAAUGAGUUUAACGACUGCGUUGCAAGCUUUUGUUAUUUUUUAGGCAUUGCCUGCUUUUUUGUUCGCUUCGAUUUAUGCAUCGUGUGGUCAAGUGAACAGAUUUUUAUUCAUUAUUUUACAGUAGCGAAUUCGGAUUUUGCGUCGUCUCGAGAACCACAGGACUAAUAGCAUGAUCAAUAAUCUCACUAAAAUUGAUAAUAAAAAUAUUACAAGACAAAGUUCGAGCAGUUGGACAAAUUUCCUGAAGUUCUCUCGACAAGAAAGACUCGUGAUACACUAGGUGCAAAACAGCGCUGUGAGCAAUCAUGUCUCUGUGCUCUUAUUUAGGCUCGAAACCUACAAAUUCUCUUCCAAUAGCAAGCGCUUGCCAUCGAUCCGAUCAUCAGUUUGACAUAUUUAAUUUCUUACCCAAGAGGUGGACGUGAAAUUACACGAGUCUACGGGUUAACACGUUGACUACGAUUGCUUCAUCUUGUACUAUUAUUUCAUUUUUU